Molecule: messenger RNA, 1734 nt
Organism: Peniophora sp. CBMAI 1063
Lineage: Eukaryota; Fungi; Basidiomycota; Agaricomycetes; Russulales; Peniophoraceae
Source: the annotation of a GenBank genome assembly
AUGGAGGCUUUUCAAUUGCUCUCUCGGGGAGGCGCCCAGUUUGACAAGCGUCGAUUCAAGUCUGACGUGAACCUCUUCAACAAGUCAUCCGCUUUGAAGGGGCGUGAUGCUCGUACUCAGGCCGUCCCCGACUCGUUACCGAGCGAGCUCGAUUUCUUUAAAUACACACAGUCCGCCCAGCCCAAGCGCAAGGCUGACGACGCUGCGAAAUCAACUUCCAGGAAACGAAGGAAAGUGCAGGACGGGGAUGAGGUUGAGUCGGAACACGAGUCGGGAGUGGAUAAUAGCGAGGCGGAAGGAGAAGAAGAGGGCAACGCCCGAGUACCUGGACAGCGUGUGACAGUGAAAGGAGACGGUGCUCCGGACCCAGCGUCAUCUUUCGGAAGCAUGAAGGAGCGAUAUGAUAUACCUGGUCAUGUCAUGUCAAAUCUGGAGAAAUUUGGCUUCAAGACACCGACGGGGAUUCAGUCCUAUGGCUGUCCAAUCUUGCUUGAGAAACGAGAUCUCGCCGCAAUCUCACCCACAGGUACUGGAAAGACCCUGUCGUAUCUGCUGCCAAUCAUGUCCGCCCUCCGUGCACCCUCCUCCAGCGCCGAAACGGAGACGGCUUCUGGAGUUCGAGCCGUCAUUCUGGCCCCAACCAAGGAGCUGGCACAUCAGAUACAUAACGAAUGCUUGAAGCUGGCGCUUGGGCGGAAAUGGCGCGUCGUGCUAUUCAGCAAAGCUACAGCUGCUACCCUCGCCGACAAAGUUGUUCGGGACAAAGUUGACAUCAUUAUCAGCACACCCUUAAGAAUGGUCGCCGCCUUACAGUCUGGUAAUCUUGACCUUGGCAGCGUCCGGCAUAUUGUGCUCGACGAAGCGGAUCGCUUGCUGGAUACGGAGUUCUUGGAUCAAGUACAAGAGGUCGUCGCAGCAUGUACCCAUCCUGAAGUACAGAAGACCGUUUUCAGUGCAACAUUACCAGCAAACGCGGAGAAGAUUGCUAUGGACAUGCUACGAAAUCCCAUCCGCAUUGUCGUGGGUCUCAAAGAUACACCACUUCCCCUCAUCGAGCAGGCGCUGACUUACGUCGCCGACGACUCGUCCAAACUGCCUACUCUACUCACGCAUCUGGCGCGACCUUACAACCCUCCGGUCGUCAUAUUCACGUCGACUCAACCACGUGCAAGUUCGCUCGCCGAGGAGCUUGUGUUACAUGGCAUCCCGAAUGUCGACUGCCUGCAUGCUGGUAUGACGGAUAAAGAGCGCGGGGAGACUGUGAGCCGCAUGCGGCGAGGAGAAACUUGGGUGCUCGUAAGCACUGAGGUCAUGGCGCGAGGCAUGGACUUCAAGGGCGUGCGCGAAGUCAUCAACUACGACUUCCCACAGAGCGUUCAGAGUUAUGUUCAUCGUAUUGGUCGUACCGGGCGAGCUGGUCGCGAAGGAAAAGCCGUGACUUACUUCACGAACGAAGAUGCUCCGUACAUCAAAUCAGUGGCGAAUGUCAUCAUGCAGUCCGGCUUCUCCGUGCCGGACUGGAUAGUCAAACUUCCGAAGCCAUCCAAGAUGAAGCGCAAGCAGAUGGGCAAAGUUAAACGUGCAGACGCCGUCAACCCAGCGCGGCGCAUCGGUCGAGACGAAGCCAUAAAGAGGAGAGACAUGGUUGCAGGCAGCAAGAGGCGGAAAGAGAAGGGCCGAGAGUCGUUAAUAUCCGACCGGACAGAUGGUGGCCCGGCAGUUGCCGAAAAAUAG